AAAGUUCGUGUGCACCUAAAUAUCGAAAGAGAUGAGAGAGAAGAUAGUAAUACGAAAACAUAUAGAAUGAAAACUAUGUAAAUAGGUGGGGGAAAUAAUAAGGGGUACACGUGAUUACGAUCUUGUCUGGUUUCGAACCGUGAGUACGUGAUUGUGUUGACGAUGAGAAGAGAUUAUCUUGUCUGAUUGUGUUCAUCAUACUUUAAAAUAUUAUCGUUAUCAUCGAUCGAAUCAUAACAGCGCCACUCUGAGCUUACGCUGAUCGAGAGUGAGGAACGUGGGAGAUGGAGAAGCCCCAAAACGGAGAAAAGGAAGAACUCAAGGCCUCUAUUUGUGGCUACGAUUCUCUUCACCGUCUUCUCAAGGAUAAUCUUAACCCCCAUCACUUCCAGGAAGUCAGCCGUUUGCUUACUGGGCUUAAUGGUGGAAAAGCACUUGAAACAAUUGCUCUCCCAGAAUCUGCGACUGCCCUCUCUGUAGAACAUGGAUUUGACCUUCAGGCCUUUUCCUUUUGUGCUGACAAAGAACUAUUGCGAGAACCUCGGGUAGUAAGGGUUGGUUUGAUUCAGAACUCUAUUUCUCUUCCAACAACUGCUCACUUUGUGGACCAAAAGAAGGCUAUCUUCGAGAAACUAAAGCCAAUAAUUGAUGCUGCUGGUUCUUCUGGUGUCAACAUAUUAUGCUUGCAAGAAGCAUGGAUGAUGCCAUUUGCCUUCUGCACACGAGAGAAGAGAUGGUGUGAAUUUGCAGAACCUGUUGAUGGUGAAUCAACAAAAUUUUUGCAAAGCUUUGCAGUGAAAUAUAAUAUGGUGAUUAUUAGUUCAAUUCUUGAGAGGGAUAUUAACCAUGGAGAGGUUAUAUGGAACACUGCAGUUGUAAUUGGAAAUCACGGCAAUAUAAUUGGGAAACACAGGAAGAACCAUAUACCAAGAGUUGGGGACUUCAAUGAAAGCACAUACUACAUGGAAGGAAAUACUGGCCACCCUGUAUUUGAAACAGCAUUUGGAAAGAUUGCCAUUAAUAUAUGUUAUGGUAGGCACCAUCCUUUAAAUUGGUUAGCCUUUGGCUUGAAUGGUGCGGAGAUUGUUUUCAACCCUUCUGCUACUGUUGGUGAACUCAGCGAACCAAUGUGGCCAAUAGAGGCACGUAAUGCUGCAAUAGCUAAUAGUUACUUUGUUGCUUCAAUCAACCGCGUUGGGACUGAGACAUUCCCCAAUGCAUUUACUUCUGGUGAUGGAAAGCCAGCACAUGCAGAUUUUGGGCACUUUUAUGGAUCCAGUUAUGUUUCAGCACCUGAUGCAUCAUGCACGCCAUCUCUGUCUCGUAACAGGGAUGGCUUAUUAGUAACAGACAUGGAUCUUAACUUGUGUAGGCAGGUGAAAGACAAGUGGGGUUUCAGAAUGACUUCACGGUACGAGUUAUAUGUAGACACACUUGCCCGUUAUGUGAAACCAGAUUUUGAGCCACAAGUCAUCAGUGACCCCUUAUUGCAUAAGAAGUCCUCGUAAACUACGCAGUAAUGUGUCAAUAUAUGUUCAUUGCUUAUGGUUCAGGCUCUGUGGUAUGGCCAAUGGAAACAACCUUAAAUAAAGUUUUUCAUGUUACAUGUUGAUGUAUUAAAUUCUGCUCUCAUUGGUUGACCGUGCAUAAAUUGGUUGACUUUUACUUUUGUGUUCAAAUACUCUUUAAGAACAGUGUAAAAAUGUAUAUUUUUUUAAAAUAAAAAGUAAUUCAAUGAUGUCCAA
This is a messenger RNA of Cajanus cajan (pigeon pea), 1745 nucleotides long. RefSeq names its product beta-ureidopropionase (gene BETA-UP). The record is from RefSeq and is a predicted model, not a curated record. Lineage: Eukaryota; Viridiplantae; Streptophyta; Magnoliopsida; Fabales; Fabaceae. Gene Ontology annotation, molecular function: beta-ureidopropionase activity.